Messenger RNA from Helobdella robusta, 837 nucleotides. RefSeq lists its product as hypothetical. The record is from RefSeq and is a predicted model, not a curated record. Bases 1 to 837 code for a protein of 278 amino acids. Lineage: Eukaryota; Metazoa; Annelida; Clitellata; Rhynchobdellida; Glossiphoniidae. The transcript is spliced from 3 exons.
AUGAAAAACAUAUAUAACAACAACUUAUACAACAGCAACAACUUACGAAAUAUUGUAAAUGCAAUUAAAUUGCUAAAAAGUGAAUUAAAUAAUUUUAAAAUUGAAAAAAGUGAAAAAUUGCAGUCGCGCGGGAACAUGAAAAUUGAGAAAAUAUUGGAAUGUAUAUCGUUAAUUAAACAGUUGAAAGAAAACAAAUGUUGGGACAAAUGUCCAUUAUUUGUGCAACUUAACAAAGUUAUUGAAACUGUUGAAAGUAAUAAAGCUGAUAUUAUUUCAUUAAAAAACGUUAUUAAAACUGCUGAUAUUAAUAAACCAGAAGUAAAUAAAUUGAAAAAUAAACUAAAUUCUAAUGUUGUAAGUGACUACAGUACUGAAAUGACAAACAAGGAGGGACAAAAGAAAAAUGUCAGUAGUUCUCUGUGGUCAGACAUAGCAAAGUCAGAAGACAACGGUAUCCCGUUCUCAACUGUAAACGGAAAAAAAUCACGUCGAAAUAACAACAAUUGUGAGAAACAAAACAACUCAGGAGAAACCAGCAACAACCCAACAAACAACAAACAAACUGGAAAAAAGACAGCUAUGAAAAUAAUCGGUAAAAAAGUUUCAAAUGAUUGCAAACUGAAGGCAGAUAAAAUCUUGAUGAAAAAAUCUGUGUUCUGUUUAAGCAACGUCAGCAAGUGCCACAGAAAUGAUGUGAUGGCCUACCUAACCGACAAUGGUAUCCAUGUUGUUUCCUGUUAUCCCGUACUCAAACAAUUCAAUAAAAUGGCACCAGCUUCUACAGCCGACGUCAAUAACAAUAAUAAUAGUCAAACUGAAAAUAAAAAAAACAGAUGA